UUCCCUUCUUUCUACAACUUUUCAGCCAGUGAAUGGUAGAAUUUCCAGGGAGUGAGAAUGGAGGCAUGGGGGUUUUGUAGAGCCUGGGACGGGUGUGUUUUACAAUUCAAGGCCCCUAAGAUGGAUUUCUUGAGGAAGUGCCUUUGUGUGGGCACCACACCCAGCUGGACAGCCCAGCCUCCUUCAGGCAUGGUCAUUCCUCUCCACUUGCCCGUGGCCCCUUCAUCCUGGAAGUCACCUUGCCAGCCCAUGUGGUUCCCUGCUGUUUCUCCAACCCAGCGUCUCCUCUCCCCUAGGUUCCCACUGCGGCCCCACCAGCCACUGCAAGGGCUGCCUCACUGUUCUCCAAGCCUGCACUGUCCCCCUCUGCACAGCCUCCUUCCACACCUUUCCAAACUAAAAUUUGCCAGUGACUUCUGUGGUAGGCAGCUUGGGACACACACAUACGCGGGCGCGCGCGCACACACACACACACACACACUCAGACUAAAUUCUUUUUCUUCCUAUCUUGGCUCGCUAACCAGCAUUCAAUGCCUGGAAGCCUCCCUUCCUUCUCCCUUGGUAACCCCCACUCAGCCUUUAGAACUGUCACCUCCUCCAGGAAACUAUCCCCUGGCUCUUCCUCCCAGGCUGGGUCACAGCCCAGAACGCGCCUGUGCAUACAUAGCUUAUUCAGGGUCCUUGCCACAUCUUUUAAUGAUCUGUUUAGGCGUCUCCCUCUCCUCUGAACGGGGAGUUCCAGGUAAGGUCUGUUGCUGAGUCUCUCUGAAUCCCUCACGCCCUGCGCACGGCCCUGAUCAAGGCAGGGGCCUUGGGGCGCGGGCCAACGACAGGGCCAAGCGGCGCUCCCGGGCUCGCGGAAGCGGCCCCUUGCACUAGGCUCUGCCAGGCGCGCCCGGACCGAGCUUCCGCGGAAUCCCGGUCCGGGAAGGCUCAGCUGUCUUCCUGAAAUCUUGGGUGUGCCACGUGGAGCCCAGUCUGGAACUUGUUGGGGGGGGGGCGGUGCAGGGUGGCUACGCGUCAGGCCUGCCACUUCCACCCAGGCUGGAGCCCAAACAGCUUAACGCUACAUCUGGUGGUGGCUGGCCUGAGGCGUUCCCGGAGCGGUGGAGAGAGCCCCGCUCUGCGCUGGCCGCGAGGAGCCGGCUCUUUGCCCUGGGCUCGCGCGUAAAGGCUCCGUGCAGAGUCGGAGUCUGAGCACACCAGCCGCUUAAAAGGCUCCUCACGUCCAGGCGCCGCGGUCACGGAUGCGCCGGUUUCCGGCCAUGAAUUGGGCUUCAGAGUGCGAGCCGCCUGCCCGACUCCCGGCUGAGCCCAGGGCCGCGGGGUGGGGGAUGGGCGCCCGCCAAUGUCGGUGGGGCCAGCUAGGGUUGGAGCCUGCGGCCGUGGCUCUGCUCCGCGACGUUUGGCAGCGGCGGGUCCCCUUUGGCUCCCGUUGCGUCUCGGUGCCUGCUCCGCGACGUUUGGCCGCGGCGGGUCCCCUUUGGCUCCCCUUGCGUCUCGGUGCCUGGCUCAGUGCCCCGCCCGGUCUCUCUCCUGGCUACCCCUGGCCUGGCUCCGCGAGGGGCUCUCUGCCCAGGGCGGGGGUCAUGGCCCAAGACGCAAGGCGGCUGAGGUCGGCGGGCGCCAGGGGGGCCCGGGAACCCUCGAGGGCAGUCGGAGGCCGACCCUUCUCCAUCCUCUGGUCCCUGGCACGGGGGGCACGAGGCCCAGGGCCGCCAAGUCUCUGCGCGCCGCAGCCCCGGCCGGUCCCCAUCGCCCGGCUGGCCUCCGAGCGUCCCUCGGGCUGUAAGCGCUGAGCACCCGGCGCCCCCUCCGAGCCGCGAGCGGGAGAGCGCCGCGCUGCGAGGCAGAGGCUCCGCAGUCACGUGGUCGAGAGGAGGGCGGAGGGGAGGGAGGCGGGCAGGGAGGGGAGGGGAGCGGAGUCGAGGGGGAGGGGGAGGGGAGGGGGCGUCCUCCGCAGUUCGGCUCCUCGCCGGGGCUCAGACACACAGCGAGCCCGGAGCCGCCGUGCCGGCCCGGCUGCCGCCGCCACCGCCUCCGCCGCCUCCGAAGCCUCCCGAGCCGCGGGGAGCGCCGCCGCCGCCGCCGCCGCGGGCCGCCCCCGCCGCGCCGGCUUGGGCUCGGGCCGCCAGCGCCGCCGCAGCCACCAGCGGAGCCGGAGCGGGAGCCCGACCGCGCUGGGCUGGGCUGGACUGGGGCGGGCGCAGGGCGCAGGGCGCAGGGGCGGGCGCGCGGGGAAAGACGCACGGGCGGGCUUGGCUCCCGGGGAGCGGCCCGGGACUGCACCCGGACCGGCGCCUCCCCGCUCCGCGCUGCCCUCGGCCUCGCCCCGGGCCCGGGCGGAUGAGCCACGCGCCCGGGGGACAUGGAAGCGCUGACGCUGUGGCUUCUCCCCUGGAUAUGCCAGUGCGUGUCGGUGCGGGCCGACUCCAUCAUCCACAUCGGUGCCAUCUUCGAGGAGAACGCGGCCAAGGACGACAGGGUGUUCCAGCUGGCUGUAUCAGACCUGAGCCUCAACGAUGACAUCCUGCAGAGCGAGAAGAUCACCUACUCCAUCAAGGUCAUCGAGGCCAACAAUCCUUUCCAGGCUGUGCAGGAAGCCUGUGACCUCAUGACCCAGGGGAUCUUGGCCUUGGUCACAUCCACCGGUUGUGCGUCUGCCAACGCCCUGCAGUCCCUCACAGACGCGAUGCACAUCCCACACCUCUUUGUCCAGCGCAACCCAGGGGGCUCUCCGCGUACCGCCUGCCAUUUGAACCCCAGCCCUGACGGCGAGGCCUACACGCUGGCCUCCAGACCUCCUGUGCGCCUCAAUGAUGUCAUGCUCAGGCUGGUGACAGAGCUGCGCUGGCAGAAGUUCGUCAUGUUCUACGACAGCGAGUAUGAUAUCCGUGGGCUCCAAAGCUUUCUGGACCAGGCCUCGCGGCUGGGCCUUGAUGUCUCUUUACAAAAGGUGGACAAGAACGUCAGCCACGUGUUCACCAGCCUCUUCACCACGAUGAAGACAGAGGAGCUGAACCGCUACCGGGACACACUGCGCCGCGCCAUCCUGCUGCUGAGCCCGCUGGGGGCACACUCCUUCAUCAACGAGGCCGUGGAGACCAACCUGGCUUCCAAGGACAGCCACUGGGUCUUUGUGAAUGAGGAAAUCAGUGACCCAGAGAUUCUGGAUCUGGUCCACAGCGCCCUUGGCAGGAUGACCGUGGUCCGGCAGAUCUUCCCAUCUGCAAAGGACAACCAGAAAUGCAUGAGGAACAACCACCGCAUCUCUUCCCUGCUCUGCGACCCCCAGGAAGGCUACCUCCAAAUGCUGCAGAUCUCUAACCUCUACCUGUACGACAGUGUCCUGAUGUUGGCCAACGCCUUCCACAGGAAGCUGGAGGACCGGAAGUGGCACAGCAUGGCAAGCCUCAACUGCAUCCGCAAGUCCACCAAGCCGUGGAAUGGAGGGAGGUCCAUGCUGGACACGAUCAAAAAGGGCCACAUCACUGGUCUCACAGGGGUGAUGGAGUUUCGGGAAGACAGAUCGAACCCCUACGUGCAGUUUGAAAUCCUGGGCACGACCUACAGCGAGACCUUUGGCAAAGACAUGCGGAAGAGUACAGGAUGCCUGAAGGCCAGGGAGAGAGAACUGGCGACGUGGGACUCGGAGAAGGGCCUGAAUGGCAGCCUGCAGGAGAGGCCCAUGGGCAGUCGCCUCCAAGGACUGACUCUCAAAGUGGUGACUGUCUUGGAAGAGCCUUUUGUGAUGGUGGCUGAGAACAUCCUUGGACAGCCCAAGCGCUACAAAGGGUUCUCCAUCGAUGUCCUGGAUGCACUGGGCAAGGCUCUGGGCUUCAAAUAUGAGAUUUACCAGGCCCCCGAUGGCAGGUACGGUCACCAGCUCCAUAACACCUCCUGGAACGGGAUGAUCGGGGAGCUCAUCAGCAAGAGAGCGGACCUAGCCAUCUCCGCCAUCACCAUCACCCCAGAGAGGGAGAGUGUGGUGGACUUCAGCAAGCGGUACAUGGACUACUCGGUGGGGAUCCUCAUCAAGAAGCCGGAGGAGAAAAUCAGCAUCUUCUCCCUUUUUGCUCCUUUUGAUUUUGCCGUGUGGGCCUGCAUUGCAGCAGCCAUCCCUGUGGUUGGCGUGCUGAUAUUUGUGUUGAACCGGAUACAGGCCGUGAGGGCUCAGAGUGCUGCCCAGCCCAGGCCAUCUGCUUCUGCCACCUUAAACAGUGCCAUCUGGAUCGUCUACGGAGCCUUCGUACAGCAAGGUGGUGAAUCCUCAGCGAACUCCAUGGCCAUGCGAAUCGUGAUGGGCAGCUGGUGGCUCUUCACCCUCAUUGUGUGCUCCUCCUACACAGCCAAUCUUGCUGCCUUCCUCACAGUGUCCAGGAUGGAUAACCCCAUAAGGACGUUCCAGGACCUGUCCAAACAAGUGGAGAUGUCUUACGGCACCGUCCGGGAUUCUGCUGUGUACGAGUACUUCCGAGCCAAGGGCACCAACCCUCUAGAGCAAGACAGCACAUUUGCUGAGCUCUGGCGGACCAUCAGCAAGAAUGGAGGGGCUGACAACUGCGUGUCCAGCCCUUCAGAAGGCAUCAGGAAGGCAAAGAAGGGGAACUACGCCUUUCUGUGGGAUGUGGCCGUGGUGGAGUACGCAGCCCUGACAGAUGACGACUGCUCCGUGACUGUCACUGGCAACAGCGUUAGCAGCAAGGGCUAUGGGAUCGCCCUGCAGCACGGCAGCCCCUACAGGGACCUCUUCUCUCAGAGGAUCCUGGAGCUUCAGGACACUGGGGACCUGGAUGUGCUCAAGCAGAAGUGGUGGCCACACACGGGCCGCUGCGACCUUACCAGCCAUGCCAGCGCCCAGGCGGAUGGCAAGUCCCUCAAGCUGCACAGUUUCGCCGGGGUCUUCUGCAUCUUGGCCAUUGGCCUCCUCCUCGCCUGCCUGGUGGCCGCCCUGGAGUUGUGGUGGAACAGCAACCGGUGCCACCAGGAGACCCCCAAAGAGGACAAAGAAGUGAAUCUGGAGCAGGUCCAUCGGCGCAUGAACAGUCUAAUGGAUGAAGACAUUGCUCACAAGCAGAUUUCCCCAGCGUCCAUUGAGCUCUCGGCCCUGGAGAUGGGGGGCCUGGCUCCCAGCCAGGCCUUGGAGCCGGCGCGGGAGUAUCAGAACACGCAGCUCUCGGUCAGCACCUUCUUGCCGGAGCAAAGCAGCCACGGCACCAGCCGGACACUCUCGUCAGGGCCCAGCAGCAACCUGCCUCUGCCACUGAGCAGUUCGGCCACCAUGCCCUCCAUGCAGUGCAAACACAGGUCGCCCAACGGGGGGCUGUUCCGCCAGAGCCCCGUGAAGACCCCCAUCCCCAUGUCCUUCCAGCCCGUGCCUGGAGGCGUCCUUCCGGAGGCCUUGGACACCUCCCACGGCACCUCCAUCUGAUCGCGCCGCCUGCCCUCCUGCCCACCCAUCCACCCACCCGACCAGCAGAGCUUUUUAAUACCAGAAAACAACAUAAACCACACACACACGUGCACACACACACACAGACUCUUUCAUUUUUCUUGUAUAUAUGUGUAAAUAAUGACAGAAUGGAGUGGGGUAAAAGUGUAUUUUGAAUAUUCCCAAUUUUCGAAGUCAGUAAAAAAAAAAAACCACAAAAACUGUAUGAAUGACUUUGUAAAUUUUGUUCUAUAUGAAUAAAAAGGCAAAUUACUUGUGAUCAUUCUGAAGUGCCAAAGAAGCCCCCUGUUCCUGGGCCUUUCUGAGAGCGAGGGCAGGAGGAGCGAUCAGUUAAGGACGUCCCCUGCUGGCGGAGAGAGGAAGGUAAGCAGCCGGUCCCUUUAGAGGAGCCCCAAUUGCUGCUUGCUGCCCUGUCCCAUGGUUUCCUGCCAUGUUCCUCCACUCCUGGCCCUUGGUUCCCCUUAGUCCUCUCGGGUAGAUAAAAGGUGAGCCUCAAGUCAGUGCUGGUCUGACCCCUGGGUCCCUGUGCUGUAGGGUGAUCAACUGUGCCAGUCAGCCUGGGACUGAGGAGGCUCCCGGGACACAGGACAGUCCUGUUGGUCACCCCACUGCAUGUCACGGUGUGCUGUGGACCCAGGAGAAGCACCCAGGCCAAUGCAACUGACUCUGACGGCCCUGAGGCCGACAUGCUCUAGGGUUAUCCUGUUGGCCUUGUUUUUUACUUUCUUUUCCUAAUUGGAAGAAUCAACAAGUGAUGGAAUCUGGGAGAAGGAGGGUAGGCCCCAUCAUCUCCUCUGGAGACUGGGCAGAGGUGGGCUUGGCCUUGUCUGUGGGGAUAGGGAGA
Balaenoptera musculus (blue whale) is the source of this 6296-nucleotide messenger RNA. It is a transcript of the gene GRID1, whose product is annotated as glutamate ionotropic receptor delta type subunit 1. The record is from RefSeq and is a predicted model, not a curated record. Gene Ontology annotation, cellular component: postsynaptic membrane; plasma membrane. NCBI's taxonomy places the organism in Eukaryota, Metazoa, Chordata, Mammalia, Artiodactyla, Balaenopteridae. The coding region runs from base 2369 to 5431 and encodes 1020 amino acids. The transcript has 17 exons. Gene Ontology annotation, molecular function: glutamate-gated receptor activity; transmitter-gated monoatomic ion channel activity involved in regulation of postsynaptic membrane potential. Gene Ontology annotation, biological process: modulation of chemical synaptic transmission; monoatomic ion transport; synaptic transmission, glutamatergic.